GAGAGAGAGAGAGAGAGAGAGAGAUCCAACCUAAGAAAGGAAAAGGUGCAAGCGAGCCGUAUCUGUUCUGAUGUUAGCCCACAGCACUCUUAUUUUAACACGGACAGAUGUCCAGUUUGGGAGAGAACUUCAGCGCGCAGAUGUACUGCGUCAGGGGCAGGAAUCUUUGUUUCAGCUCGUGACUAUUAUUGUGACACUAUAAUUAGCGGACUUUACAUUUAUCACCUCUUCUAAAGCGAAAAAACCCCAUCAACUAUGUUGCAGUUCGCCUGGUUUUUAUACUUCUACCAUUUUUUUAAAUUAUUAUUAUGAUAAUUAUUAUUAGUAUACUCCGUUACACGUAAAGGAUUUGUCUUGCUCGUGUGAGAUAACGCUUAACCAGUCAGGGGAAUUUACUGGUCAGUGUCUGAAACUGGUCAGGAAAGAUGCCUGGAUGAGCUGCACUGUGGAUUUCAUUUAACGGAGGAAGAACGCGAGGUACGUGCGCUGUUUAAAGCUAUUCUUCGACUUGUAGGAAUGUUGUAAAAAGAGAAGAGGAAACAGGAGGACUCAGAGAGAGAGAGAGAGAGAGAGAGAGAGAGGCUGCCAAACGCCGAGGAUAUUAUGGCUUUCCCAGCGAUCUGGAUCGUCGUGUUCGCCUUCACCAACUUGCGCCUGACUCACGGGAACAACCGCCAUGCCGUGUACUGGAACAGCUCCAACAUCCAUUUACGGAGAGAGGGCUACACUGUGCAGGUCAACGUCAAUGACUACCUGGACAUCUACUGCCCGCACUACAACACGAGCCAGCGGGGGGUGCAGGAGCGUGGUGUGGCUGAGCAGUAUGUACUGUACAUGGUUAGCUACCGUGGCUAUCGCACCUGUGACCCGCAGAUGGGCUUCAAGCGUUGGGAGUGCAACCGCCCACAUGCUCCGCACGCACCAAUCAAAUUCUCUGAGAAGUUUCAGCGCUACAGUGCCUUCUCGCUCGGCUAUGAGUUCAACGUGGGCCACGAGUAUUAUUACAUAUCCACACCCACCCAUCACCAUGGCCACAGCUGUUUAAGACUGAGGGUGUUUGUGUGCUGUUCUACACUUUCACAUGCAGGUGAUGACGCAGACCAAGACCAGGAGGAAUACACAACCAGACCUAAAAUACACAACAUCGAUGAGUUUAACCACAACAUCCCCAAACUGGAGAAGAGCGUCAGCGGCAGCAGUCCUUCUCGAGAUCGUCUGCUGAUGACCGUCGUGAUGUUGCUCCUGGGUGCGCUUCUCAUCUCCUAGCCACGGUCUCCCUUGUAACCAUGUAACUGACUCGUAGAACUCAUAGGGAAACAUAGCAGUAGAUCUCUUACACACCCAAACAGUGGCCUUUGGGACCGAGGGCUGGAGAAAGACUGAUCCCAAAAUGCCCUCAACUGCAUGGAUGGAUGGAUGGAUGAAUAGAUGGAGGGAUGGAUGGAUGGGUGGAUGGAUGACUGAAUCUCUGAAUGUUGAUAUCUGAACUUGCCUUUUUGAUGGAACAUCAGCUACAAUCUUCUCCUAAGGAUACAUAAGAAUGAAGAUGUUGAACGGAAUAUUGAAGCAUUUCUCAUAACUACAACUUCAUCUGGAUUUUAUAGGAGGAUCUGAGCAUCUUACGCUGAUAAAACCUGUAAAGCGGACAUUGUUGGACAGUGUGAGCUUGUCUCAAGUGACUGUGACACUGCUAAAGGCAUCAACCAGCAGCUUGGUGAUAAAGGCCAAGUAGAUCCUCUACAGGAUUGCAUCCAGACCUAUAAGAAGUCUUGGUACUUUCAUAAAAAUGUGUUCCAGUGCAAUGGAACAAGACAAAUUCUGCUUGCUCAUGUAUUUGCUAAAAUAUGAAAAUAUUGCUUAGCAACACAGCGUUAAGCUGGUCAUCAGAUUCUUCAGUAACGAUGGCGAUCUGGUAAUGGUUAAAAGCAGACCUUCUGCUCUCAGCUCAACCUACUGAGCUCUGUCUGCAUUCUCUUUCUACCAGACAUUCUUCACAAUAAAGUCUUUCCAACGAAACAAUGCGUGAAACAAAUGAUCAAUAAAUGAACCCAUUUGCAGGUGAUUUCCUGUCAUGUUCUACCACCCAGGAAAUCCCCCUGUAGAAUAUCCCGUGCCUGAGAAGGUUGUGUCACUGUUUAGCGUAGCGAGCAUUUUGUAAAAGGAUGUGAGUAGUAAAGUGCAGAUCACCGUUUUAUAUUACAGAAGCGCAGUUUGGAAAUAUGCUUUACUGUACAGUUUACAUUUAGUAAUAGCCUUCUUGUGUGUCAUUGGUGCUUUAUUUAUUGAACAGUAUUUAUAUGUUGGGUAACACGACUGACUUCUCAUGGUUGGUGUGAGGAUCAGUAUUUUAAUGGAUCACAAAACAAGAUUCCAAAAUUUUGUAGGAUGAGAAUCAGAGAAACAGGUUUUAGUCAACAACACAGAGAAUUGUAGGAAAUUUUCUUUCUUCUGUGUUUCUAAUGAAGUUAGAAUGGUUUUUAUUUCAGUAUUUGUGUCUACGGUGGACAAGAACUGCAAAAACACGAUAACAAUUCCGAAAACACAAGGAGAAUUCAGACAAACCGGGAAAAGGUAGGUAUAGUUUACGAACUGAAUUCUUACCGCUGAUUAGACGAGGCAUCUGUUACUCAGGAUAUACAAACAGUAUAUGCUAAAUUCUGCAGUUCUCUAGGAAGGUAGGAGUUCUGUGUUCGCUUUAAACCAUUUUUUCUGAAAAAAACAAAAAAAUUUCUAUUGGCAGGCAAGGAGAACAUGGAGUUCAUUCAGUGCUACUACUACUGAGGAAGGAUGUUCAUAUCGCGUGAUGUUGGAUAUACUGAUAGCGUAUAAUGGAAUAAAGAUUAGUUUAUCUCUAAAAACACACCUGAAGAACGCAGGAAUGUUUGGAAGACCAAACUAUUCCAGAUUAAAGGAUGUAAGGAGCGCUAUAAGAGCAGAGCUGUGUUCAUACACACACCGAUCUGCCAAUCUACUGCUGCAGCUACUGCUGGACUUCCUUUAGAUCCUGAGUGACCGAUGUCUCGUCCAGUCAGAUCAUUCACAAACUAUACCUAGCUUUAACGGUUUGUCUGAAUUUGUCUUUUUUUGGUUUUGUUAUUUUGUUAUUAGAUUUGUUAUAUUGUUUUCUGUUUCUGUUUCUGCCCUUCUCGACCACCGUACUUUUCCCCCCAGGUAAUGUGCAUGUCAUAUGCAUAUCUCCUUCAACUCUCUCUCUCCCUCUCUCUCUCUCUCUCUCUCUCUGUCUGUCUGUCUGUCUCUCUCUCUCUCUCUCUCUGUCUGUCUGUCUCUCUCUCUCUCUCUCUCUGUCUGUCUCUCUCUCUCUCUCUCUCUCUCUCUGUCUGUCUGUCUGUCUCUCUCUCUCUCUCUCUCUCU
This is a messenger RNA of Hemibagrus wyckioides, 3372 nucleotides long. RefSeq names its product ephrin-A3a (gene efna3a). The transcript has 5 exons. The record is from RefSeq and is a predicted model, not a curated record. Gene Ontology annotation, biological process: axon guidance; ephrin receptor signaling pathway. Lineage: Eukaryota; Metazoa; Chordata; Actinopteri; Siluriformes; Bagridae. Bases 604 to 1266 code for a protein of 220 amino acids. Gene Ontology annotation, molecular function: ephrin receptor binding. Gene Ontology annotation, cellular component: plasma membrane.